This is a messenger RNA of Rubroshorea leprosula, 549 nucleotides long. The record is from the annotation of a GenBank genome assembly. NCBI's taxonomy places the organism in Eukaryota, Viridiplantae, Streptophyta, Magnoliopsida, Malvales, Dipterocarpaceae.
CUUCCUCUUUCCUAGCCUUCUUCCUCCACACCAAUGAAUGGGUUUACUCAACAGGCGGGGAGCAUGAGUGAAGGGAUGGCGAAGACCGUCAUGAACAGGUUCGAACCGGGUAGGGUUCUGAUUUACACUGAGUUGGCAAACGAGUUUGCCAACUUCGAUUGGUGGUUCACGUCAGUUCCCGCAUCAACUCAGCCGAACUUGUUCUACGCCCACUCAACCACGUCGUUUGGAGCCAUGAGCAACAUGAGGAAAGACCUCAUCCAUGGAUUCCCCCAAAAAACAAUCUUUGAUUCCCUAGAAGAAAAUGGAGAUUUGGGUUCUCUUAACCCAACUUCAACACUAGCUAUGCCUUCCUUUUGGCUCUCACUAUGCACUCGCUCUUGCUCAAAACAAUGCUUUUGCUUUGCCAAGAGCAUUGGUUCACAUGGGAGUAGGAACAAAGGAGAAAAUGGAGAGGAGCACAUCAGUGAGGAAGCCGCACACAUCAACUGUAGGUCUGCUUACUUGGUCGAAGACUCCUCCCUCUGAUUCCCCUGCCCCUGGCUCCGC